AUGAAUUCUCCAACGUAUGUUUCACCUGGCUAUACUGGAUAUGGCUCAAAGAUAUAUUUCCAAGGCACAUUGAAUCAAUCAGUAAGAGUCACAUAUCCAGUACUAAAUCUCGCUUAUACGAGUUUAUCAAUAGAAGCAUGGAUUUAUCCAUUCAACGUAUCCACGAAUGCAGACGAUAGCAUUUUUUCGCAAUGUCAAGCACUUGCAACUGAUCAAUGUCUUCAUUUUGUAUUAGCCUCUGGGUAUCUCCGUAUGAGAUUCUAUAAUGACGGUUCACAGGGUGUCACACUUUUUCAACCAAACAGAUGGUAUCAUAUUGCAUGUGUUUAUGAUUAUACUUUAACAGCUCAAAUUGUCUAUGUUAAUGGUGUUCUUGAUGGUUCUUACUCACCGUCUGGUCCAUAUCAAGGAACAAGUGGCCUAUUCGAAAUAGGUAUAGCAACCGUUAAUUAUAAUAUUGUGACUCAGCCUUUUAACGGUUACAUGGAUCAAGUAUUAUUCACUCCUCGAGCUAAAAACGCCACCGAAAUUCUAAAUGAUGCAACACUUACCGCUUAUUAUUCAUUUGAUGGUGGCUUAUAUUUAGACUCUGGUCCUUUAUGGAUCAACGGUACAGGCGUGAGUGUUAAUAGAACUACAGGUCGGGUUAAUCAAGCUCUAUCAUUUGCUACAUCAUCCAGCUAUUUUCAAGCCACUGGUUUUACUCUUUUGGGAACGGUAAAUCAAUCAUUUUCAAUAGCAUUAUGGAUAAAACCAACAACGGUAUCUGGAGGUGCUACGAUUGUACAUACUUCAGGAUUAACAACCCGUACGGGAUGGUGCAUUCCAAUGAUUGGUUUGUCUUCAUCAGGAAACGUCAUUACUCAAAAUUGGAACAAUGGAUUGGUUAGUGUGACAGGACCCGUUUUGUCUGUCAACGUUUGGACUCACAUUGUCGAAACAUACAGUUUUACAAAUGGUGUUCGAAUGUAUGUAAAUGGUGCAUUGUAUGGUGCUACUACUUCCUUUAGUUAUUAUGCAAGUGGCACACCUAAUACAAUCACUCUAGGAAAUCCAUUAAGUGGGUCAGCUUGUGCAUCAUCACCAGUCCUGCCUGGACAAUUUUACGGUGCCAUGGAUGAAUUUCGACUAUAUUCUAGAGAGUUAAACUCAACGGACGUCUAUUCACUUGCUCAUCCAUAA
Messenger RNA from Didymodactylos carnosus, 1182 nucleotides. Lineage: Eukaryota; Metazoa; Rotifera; Eurotatoria; Philodinida; Philodinidae. The record is from the annotation of a GenBank genome assembly.